Messenger RNA from Helobdella robusta, 3662 nucleotides. RefSeq lists its product as hypothetical. The transcript is spliced from 11 exons. Gene Ontology annotation, cellular component: cytoplasm; membrane. NCBI's taxonomy places the organism in Eukaryota, Metazoa, Annelida, Clitellata, Rhynchobdellida, Glossiphoniidae. Gene Ontology annotation, biological process: regulation of response to endoplasmic reticulum stress; membrane protein intracellular domain proteolysis. The record is from RefSeq and is a predicted model, not a curated record. Gene Ontology annotation, molecular function: protein binding; metalloendopeptidase activity. Bases 236 to 1816 code for a protein of 526 amino acids.
UUUUUUAACUUUGGUUUGCCGUUCACAUGUUCGAUACGCGAGGUCGUUUUACUCGCUAGUUGUUUACAGUCGCGUUACGUGACAUCAAGUUGCGUCAAGUUAUGUCAAAUUACAAACACACACACACAUGUUGUAAAUUAUUAAACUUCGCCUGUAUACGUACAUCACGUUACUUACAUUACAUUACGAUUACAUCACACAAUAAUUCACAUUGAAUUACCUUCGCUACAUCACGAUGCUACAAAAUGCAUUUCUCUUGUUCUUCGCUGUAUUUUGGAUGGCCAUGUACAUCUUAGAUGCUGUUGUUAAGGCUUCAAGAUAUGGUUUAAAAUAUGCUGAAUUUCUGGGCAAACAUGGUGUUACAAUAUCAACAGCACAGAUUGGGUGGUUUACAACAUACUUCAAUCGCUUUUUCAUAAAGAUUGGCUCAAAACAGUCAACUUUCUUUAAAAUCUGGUUCAGUAUUGGUGUUGUAUUUUCCCUGGUGCUCCUCAUUAUGUCAAUGUUUUUGUUGCUGAUGAUAAUUUUCAACACCUUCACUGGUUAUUCAGUUGAGCAACAAAUCCUCACUCCUGUGAUGCCAGGAAUUAAUCUGCCAAUGAACCAGGUGUGGUUCUACUUGAUCACCCUGCUUGUUUGUGGUGUUCUGCACGAGGUAGGACACGCCCUUGCAGCUGUGGGAGAAGACAUACGGGUGAAUGGAUUCGGCAUAUUCCUUCUGCUCUUGUAUCCAGGUGCGUACGUGGAUGUCUGUCCUCACCAUGUGCAGUCCAUUUCAGCCAUGAGGCAGCUGAGGAUUUACUGUGCUGGCGUCUGGCACAACAUCGUCAUCGUUUUGCUGGCAGUUGCCUUCCUCAUAUGCUUCCCAACAUUCAUAUCUCUCUUCUAUUAUUCAGGACGGGGUGUUCUGGUGACUCGCGUGAAUUCGGACUCUCCGAUAUCAGGUGUCAGUGGUGUUCAAGUUAGUGACGUCAUAGUUCAGCUGGAUGAUUGUCAUGUCAUGAACAUGAACCAAUGGAUGAAUUGCAUUACCACUGUUACAAAAUCAACUAUGUCUGGAUAUUGUGUUCAGAAAGAAAUCUUUCAUGAUUUCAUUGUUAAUGUUUCAAACAAAACUGAUGCUGACCAGUUGGAAGAUUGCUGUAGAGAUAAUUCUGAUGGCUUGUUGUGUUUUCGCCACAAUCAUUCCAACAAUAAGUUCGGAUGCCUGAGAGCAAGGAACGUAGUGGAAGGCAGAAGAUGUCAACAGGAUGAGGAAUGUCGCACUUCCAGCCAUGAUGAUAAACACUUCGGUGACAGAAAUUUUAAUUCGGACGAUGACAACGACAUAAAUCAUAUUAAUAUUAACUUUGCUGGGUCAAAAAAUGUUACUCGGAAUCAUUUGAAAAGAAUGAGUGCCAUUUGCAUUCAUCCGCACGUUGAUAACGUCACGUGGCUGGUUAAGGUGAUUUACGAUGAUGCCAACAACAAACAACCACUCCUCUUCCUCGGCCACCCUUACGACCUCUUCUACUCAUUGUCUGUGAGUGAUUACCAGCCCAAGUGGAACUACCUCCCGCUCCACCUCCCAUACAUCUUGGAAACAUUCUGCAAGUACUUGAUAUCACUAUCAGGAGCACUGGCCAUCAUGAACGUCAUCCCGUGUUACGCAUUGGACGGUCAGUGGAUCACGCAGGCCACGUACAAUCUCCUCCUCCCCCACCUGACCAGCAACAAAUUCAUCCGAGACGUUACCUACACGGGCACCAUCAUGUUCGGGACCGCUCUCAUCCUCGUCAACGUCGCCAUUGCAUUCUGCACUCUCUUCCUGAGGUGACGACGUUCCGAAGAUGUCCUUCUGUUAGUGUUUGAGCGUGUCGAGGUAGUGGUCUUGAUGUCAUAAGUUGGUUAUCUCGACGUCACAUUCGGUGGUCUUGAUGUCAUGUUGUGGUGAUCUUGAUGCUAUAGUGUGGUGUUUUUGACGUCAUUAGGUUGUCCUCAUGAUAUUAUAAUGGAAUGUCCUUGAUGUCACAACCGUCAUGAUCUAGAUGACGUGCUGUGAUAAUAUUAAUAUUUUCAUGAGCUUAACGUCCUAAUGGGAUGAUCUUCAUGCCACAGUAUCGCGAUCUCGACGUCAUAUUGUCGGUUGUUUGGUGUUUAAAAUAAUUGUUGAAGAAAUGCCAGCUUGAAAGUCUUCCGUCACAGUUGAAGUUAUAAAUGAACGUUGAAAUUACUUCACAAACAGUUUCAUUUAAACGGUUUCACCAGUUAUUUAUAGACAACAUAGUAUUAUUAAUAUUUAUUUGUAUCGUGAUUUGAAGCAUGAUUAUCUUAAUAAAAAUUCUUACAACUGUCAUAAUAUCAGAACAAUAUUUUUUAUUGUAAAUGUUUUUAACAAAUUGUCAUUAUUUUUAUAAUUUAUAAAAAUUUGCACUAAAAAUGUAAAUUAAACGACAGAACUGAGUGGAAUUAAUAUUGUAGCGCAAUAAAUCACAUGAACUAGCAUCCGACACAAAUGUUCACAACUGACCAGAGAGUUCAUGCACCGAUGCAAAUCAGACAGGAACCCUAUCGAAAGUUCAGUGAAAAAAUAAUUCCACACCACAAAUACUGACUUGAUUCUCGCCCAAUGCUGAGACAGACGUUGAAUCAUUUAGGUGCGCCACAAUUUUAAUGUCCUCAACGUUGAGUACAACACGGUAAGGCACCAUUCUAAAGUUAGCCGUGGUUCUUUUCAGUAGUGUUGAUGCACACAAAUACUUUAAUAGCACUAUUUUUUCAUCACAGUAACUAUGUACCGAUUUUAUCAAUAUCACAUUAGUUCAAGUAUAUUUAAACAAUUUUAUUUAUUGAUUUUAAACAAAAGGUGCGUGCUGUUUGUAUUUAAUGAAUACAUGGUAGGCCCUUGGGAUAGAGCAAGACGAUAAAUAAAAAAUAUACAUGUUUUCCUAUAUCCAAUGUUUAAAACUAACACUAAAGUAAAUUACCUUCAAAAAGUCUAUUAAACUCAAGCUAUACAUAGCUUUGGCAUUUUUUUUAAAUUGCGAAAUACUCUUAUUAUAUUAAUUUCUUUUUAAAUAUAAAAAUCUUUAAAAAGUAACAAUUUGAUCGAUUAAGCAGCUCAGCCAUAAAAAUCUAUAAAAUGGAAUGAAAAUGGAAUUUCUAAAGUGCAGUUCUAAAAUGCUCACCAGACAAGAACAUUGUUAAAUUAUAAAAAUAAUAAAGAAUGCACUUGAAGGUGGUCGUCAGCAGUUCACAAACAUUUUCCACUCAAGACAAAAAAUGGCUACAGUUUUGCAUCUACAAGAAUUUUUAACAUCAAGCAAAAAAUGCAAAACAUCUGUGAUAUUAUAAAAGCAUUUAUGUUUCAUUUUCGCCAAUAUAACACGAACGAAAUUAACUAAAGUGGGAAAAAUGUUGAAAAACAUGAAACUUUACACUAAUAUAGAGAAACGAUACAGCUAGUUUAAAAUAAGUAUGCAUAGAAGUACGAAUAGAUUUAACAUGACAAUUUGUAAUGCAAAGUCGAAAAUGUUUUAAAGUGACUAAUAAAGAACAAAGGUACAAAUUUUGGUCAAAGUGUCGCCCAAAUACUCUGGUCGCCACCUCACUGAGAUUUCUUCCUACUUCUUUUAUAUGACAUAUCGUUUCCAUCGAGUAUUUCUUGGUAAGAACAAUUGACG